AUGGCGACUCUCGACGACUUUAUCGGACGUUGGAAGCUCGUCGAAUCGGACGGAUUCGAGGAGUACAUGAAGGCGAUCGGAGUGGGAAUAAUCACGCGAAAAGCGGCCGCGCAUCUGAAGCCGACGGUCGAGAUUCUGAAAGACGGCGACACGUGGCACUGGAACCAGUACUCGACGUUCAAGAACACCAAAUUGACGUUCAAACUCGGAGAGGUUAGCACUUGUUCUGAUUUUUUUGUGAGCAUUCAAUGUAGUCGUAGGAAUUCGAAGAUCACAGCCCGGACGACAAGACGUACAGAUCGGUGCUGGUGUUCAAGGACGGAAAACUGAUCCAGAGCCAGAACAAGAUCCGCGAGCAAGACCACAGUUCCGUGUUCACCAGCUGGCUCGACGGCGAUCUGCUCAUCAGCACUUAUGAGUCGGGAGGCGUCGUUUGCCGUCGUGUUUUCAAGAAGGAAUAA
Caenorhabditis sp. 36 PRJEB53466 is the source of this 461-nucleotide messenger RNA. Lineage: Eukaryota; Metazoa; Nematoda; Chromadorea; Rhabditida; Rhabditidae. The record is from the annotation of a GenBank genome assembly.